AAGGCUUCACAACUGAUAGGAAACCUUGCAUGAUGUAAUACUUGAAUGGUACUAACAAGUUGGAUACUACUAUCAGUUAGCAUAUUGACAACAAGACUGACGUCAAAGCAAAAUGCGGCUGGGAUUCACUGCGCCGCCGCAGCUGUUUCAUGGGAGGAGAGCUAAUUCGCUGAGAGUUGCAGUUCUAUCAACAUUUGUACACUAGCUCUCAGCGCCGCCAAAGUAACCCAUGUAAAGGGGUGGUGAACUUCACGCUUUUCUGUGGUGUACAGGGUUGCGACGAAGGGCGCACAUCAACUCACUCAUCCAGGUGCACAGUAGCUGUUUGGAAAGGCUUUGAUGUAUGCCGGAGUAAGUGAAACCAGUCACCAUGGCCUUGAGGUCAGUCACCUAUGGACUGAAGUGAGCUGGACCACCUCUGCAUAAUCCACCAGGGCCUUCACCUGCCCGCCUCCCAGCCAGGGCCAGGUGGCCAUGGCAGGCUUCAAGCGUGGCUAUGAUGGCAAGAUCGCCGGACUCUAUGAUCUGGACAAGACACUGGGGCGUGGGCACUUUGCUGUGGUCAAGCUGGCACGUCAUGUCUUCACUGGCGAAAAGGUGGCAGUCAAGGUUAUCGACAAGACUAAGCUGGACACUGUGGCAACGGGGCACCUCUUUCAGGAAGUACGCUGCAUGAAGUUGGUGCAGCACCCUAACAUCGUACGUCUCUACGAGGUUAUUGACACCCAGACGAAGCUCUAUCUGAUCCUGGAGCUGGGCGAUGGGGGAGACAUGUUUGACUACAUCAUGAAGCAUGAGGAAGGCCUGUCUGAGGAGCUGGCCAAGAAGUACUUUGCUCAAAUCGUGCACGCCAUCUCCUACUGCCACAGGCUCCAUGUGGUGCACCGCGACCUGAAGCCUGAAAACGUGGUGUUCUUCGAGAAACAGGGCCUGGUCAAGCUCACAGACUUUGGCUUUAGCAACAAGUUCCAACCAGGCAAGAAGCUGACGACCAGCUGCGGCUCGUUGGCCUACUCCGCCCCUGAUCUGCUGGGGGAUGAGUAUGACGCACCUGCCGUAGAUAUCUGGAGCCUGGGGGUGAUCCUCUUCAUGCUGGUGUGUGGGACGCCGCCUUUCCAGGAGGCCAAUGACAGCGAGACCCUCACCAUGAUCAUGGACUGCAAAUACACUGUGCCCGCCCACGUCUCCAACGACUGCAAGGACCUAAUAAACCGCAUGCUUCAGAGAGACCCAAAGCGGCGGGCGUCGCUGGAGGAGAUCGAAAGCCAUGCCUGGCUCCAGGGGGUGGACCCCUCCCCGGCCACCAAGUACAGCACGCCGCUGGUGUCCCACAAGAGCCUCUCGGACGAGGAGCACAACGGCAUCAUCCAGCGCAUGGUGCUCGGGGACAUCACUGACCGCGAGACCAUCGUAGAGGCCCUGGAGACCAACAAGUACAACCACAUCACGGCCACCUACUUCCUGCUGGCCGAGCGCAUCCUGCGGGAGAAGCAGGACAAGGAGGUGCAGCCACGCUCAUCCAGCCCCAGCAACAUCAAGGCCCAGUUCAGGCAGUCAUGGCCAACCAAGAUUGACAUGCACCAGGACAUCGAGGACAGCUUGGCUUCGUCCUCCAUCUCCCACGCAGGUGGGCCACAGUCCCCCGCACGCAGUGCUGAAAACCUGCUGAACGGCCACCGCAGUAAGGGCCUGUUGGACCUGGGGCGGCGCGAGGAUGUCGGCGGCAGCAGCAGCAGCGCCAGUGAGGCCUCGGGUAGCAGCUGCUCCUCCUCCUCCUCUUCUGCCGCCGGGCCCUCCAACCCCCUCAAACCAGGCAGCCUGCUGGCCGGCACCUCCUCGGCCUCGGCAAAGCCACGCGCCUCCCUCUUUAGGGUGGAAGAGGACGAGGAGGAGGAGGACGAGCACGAGCCCUCACCGCUGCCUGCCCAGGUCGUGCUUCGCCGCAAGCCCCCGCCGUCCAUCACCAACCGCAUCACCUCGCGCAAGAGUGCGCCCGUACUCAACCAGAUCUUCGAGGAGGAGGGCGAGUCGGACGACGACUUUGACAUGGACGAGAGCCUGCCGCCGAAGCUGAGCCGCCUCAAGAUGAACAUGACGGCGUCGUCACCGGGCACCGCGCAGAAGCGCUACCACCGCCGCAAGAGCCAGGGCCGAGGCUCCAGCUGCUCCAGCUCAGAGACCAGCGACGACGACUCGGAGAGCCACCGGCGGCGUCUCGACAAGGACACGGGCUUCACCUACAGCUGGAACCGGCGGGACAGCAGUGAGGGCCCGCCAGGGAACUCUGGGGGAAAUGGUGGCAGCAGCGGAGGGCAGAGCAAGCCCCCGGGGGAGGGCAAUUCAGGACCAGACCGAGGCAGCCCCCCAGGUGGGAGCGGUGGGGGGAGCAGUGGUGGGGGUGGGGGUGGGGGUGGCACUAAAGGACAGGGCAGCCCCUCCAGCUGCUCUAGUGGCGGCGUCAACCGCUCAUCAGGGUCGUCACGGAAGGCGUCAUCGACGCGCAGUGGCGGGGAGCUGGUGGAAAGCCUCAAACUCAUGAGCCUGUGCCUGAGCUCCCAGUUCCAGCAGCGCGGCCCCGGUGGCCGCUUCAUCAUAGACCCUCAGAGCCUGUCUAGCAUCAAGGUGCAGGAGAAGUCCUCCUGGAAGAUGUGCAUUGGCUCCAACGGCAGCUUGGACCAGGUGGGCCUGCCCAGCACUGGCCUUGGGGUCCCAGGGCCGGAAACACAUGCAGACCAAAUGUCCUCGGUGCUCACCGAACUGGGCUUGGCAAAGGAGAACAAGCUGAACCUGAAGAACAAUGUGCUCCAGCUACCUCUGUGCGAAAAGACCAUCUCUGUGAACAUACAGCGGAGCCCCAGAGACGGGCUGCUCUGCACCUCUGCCCCGGCCAGCUGCUGCCAGGUCAUCUGAGGCCAGGAGGCGAGCGACCGGGCGGCUCCCUCCACUAGCACCACCUUUC
This is a messenger RNA of Clupea harengus (Atlantic herring), 2959 nucleotides long. RefSeq names its product SNF related kinase a (gene snrka). The record is from RefSeq and is a predicted model, not a curated record. Gene Ontology annotation, cellular component: cytoplasm. Lineage: Eukaryota; Metazoa; Chordata; Actinopteri; Clupeiformes; Clupeidae. Gene Ontology annotation, biological process: intracellular signal transduction; protein phosphorylation. Gene Ontology annotation, molecular function: protein serine/threonine kinase activity; ATP binding.